Messenger RNA from Amaranthus tricolor (Joseph's coat), 1574 nucleotides. RefSeq names its product CASP-like protein 2B1. The record is from RefSeq and is a predicted model, not a curated record. Bases 552 to 1163 code for a protein of 203 amino acids. The transcript has 3 exons. NCBI's taxonomy places the organism in Eukaryota, Viridiplantae, Streptophyta, Magnoliopsida, Caryophyllales, Amaranthaceae.
GCCCAUAUUUUCCCACUUGUCACUUCUCUAAACCUUGCAUAAGUGACCAAGAAAUAUAAGCUUCACACUCAUUUAGGGUAGUACAACUACUACCAUUCACACUAUUACUAUUAUCAUUGUUUUGCCACAAACUUUUUGUAAUAAAUUAAAAAUGUGUUUGAUUUUGUGGUGAAAUUUGGUUCACAACUUCAUUUUUUGCAUAUGUUUUGGGUCCUACAAUACUUUUCUUAUUUUAUGAUUAAAUGGGUCUUUAUAAGAUAGACCAAGUUUGCAUUUUUUUUCAUUACUCUCAAUCUGUUUUUACUGGCUAGUGGCGAAAACCCACAGGCCAGAAGUACUGGAGUUAAUUUGCCUAUUUCUUUACACUUUGUUAAUUUUCUUGUUUACCUUUUUGGGUUGAUUGUGAUUUGUGAGAGUUAGGGUUGUAUAAAAAGAGAAAGUUUGAAAAUUUUCUCCAAAAUAUUAAAGUUUUUUCUGUUCAGUUUCUUACACAUUGAUUAUAUUAUUGGUUUAGAUCUUUGAAGUAGUAGGUAGUUGUGAAGGAAGAAAAGAUGAGUUUUGGAGGAGUUGGAGCAAGUCCUGGAAAUGUGGCAGUUUACCAUGGAAGCUGCACUGCUAAAGUUGUUGAAAAGAGGGUGAAAAUGGCAGAAUUGGUGUUAAGGGUUUUGAUAUUUGGGCUUGGUAUUCUUGCAGCUGCUCUCAUUGGUUUUGAUACCGAGGUUAAGGUCAUCUUCUCCAUUACAAAGAAGGCUAAAUUCACUGAUAUGAAAGCACUUGUGUUCUUGGUGAUAGCUAAUGGGAUAGCUGCAGCAUAUUCUUUGAUGCAAACAGUGAGAUGUGUUGUAGGAAUGAUCAAAGGAAGUGUUCUCUUUAGCAAACCUCUAGCUUGGGCCAUCUUCUCCGUUGAUCAGGUGAUGGCUUACCUAACUCUUGCAGCAGUUGCGGCAGCAAUACAGUCAUCUGUGCUUGGAAAGUUCGGACAAGCAGAAUUGCAAUGGAUGGAGACAUGUGGGUUAUACGGAAAGUUCUGUAACCAAGUAGCGGAAGGAAUUGCAAGUUCGUUAGCGGUUAGUCUCUGCGCUAUUGCUCUCUCCUGCGUCUCAGCUUAUAGCCUUUUCCGAUUGUAUGGAGGGAACAAAGGGAAGAAUCACAUAAGGUGGUAGACUACUAGAUUAGUAAUGUGCAUACAUACAUAAAUAUAUAUAUAACGAAAAUGGCUUCUUUUGCUGUCAUAUAAAGCCUUUGUAUCAAUGACUUGAAAGCAUUUUCUGGUAUGAAAAUGUCAUCCUCUGUUGUAGUUCGAAAGUAAUUUAGGAUUUUGUUGUGGCAAACUUUAAGCUUCUUUGUGUAAUUACUCGUUUUGUGGGUUUGAUGUGAGAGUUCAUCAGAUUGCUUGGCUAAUUACAUGAAACUCUAAAAAGGUUUCAAAGCUUCGAGUUGGCGCAUUAGAAAUUGUUCGCCAGACAUUGAUUUAAUUGGACAUGAAAAUAGAAGGCUAGUUGAGUUAGGGCUCCUCCCCAUUACUUAUGUUAGCGGGCCUUGAAAUUUGCUACAACAAUUACAUAAUCUGAAAG